This is a messenger RNA of Cylindrotheca closterium, 612 nucleotides long. Lineage: Eukaryota; Bacillariophyta; Bacillariophyceae; Bacillariales; Bacillariaceae. The record is from the annotation of a GenBank genome assembly.
AUGACAGAAGUAGUUGCAGGAUACGAAAUUUGCCCGUCGUGGGCCUCAGUUUUUGGCUACCUUGGUGCUAGUGGUUGCAUGAUUCUCUCCAGUUGGGGGUCUGCAUGGGGAACGUGGCGAGCAGGACUUGGAGUAUGUCAGAUGGGUGUUGACCAUCCUAAAGGUGUUAUCAAGAACAUUGUUCCUAUUGUCAUGGCGGGUGUUCUAGGUAUCUAUGGACUUAUCGUUUCCGUGAUCAUAACACAGGCUGUGUCAAGCCCUGGUCAAGAUGGCUACAAUACGUACAGUUUAUAUAAUGGAUAUACGCACUUGGCUGCUGGGCUAUGCUGUGGGCUCUCAUGUUUGGCAGCUGGAGGAACAAUUGGUUUGAUUGGAGAUGCUGGUGUUCGAGGCUUCGGUUUGAAGGCUGAGCGAGGACGAAAAUGGUUUUGGGUUGAAGGUGAAGGUGAAGAUGAUGCUGGCGGUGCAGAAUUCGGAGGAGCAAGGGCUCUCGAAGACGCUAACAAGUUGUAUGUUGGUAUGCUAAUUAUGUUGAUUUUCUCAGAAGCUCUUGCGCUAUACGGCCUUAUUGUCGCCCUCAUUCUGAGCCAGCACAACUACACAUGUGGAUAA